Messenger RNA from Hyaloscypha bicolor E, 3059 nucleotides. RefSeq lists its product as uncharacterized. The transcript has 4 exons. The record is from RefSeq and is a predicted model, not a curated record. Lineage: Eukaryota; Fungi; Ascomycota; Leotiomycetes; Helotiales; Hyaloscyphaceae. Bases 205 to 2997 code for a protein of 930 amino acids.
GCCUCCCAGCCUAGAACCUAUCGGAUUUCAUUGCGGACACCAGAGGCGACCUCCCACUUGCCGACAGCGGCCGCCGAAUCUUUGAGAAGACCAGUCCAAUUGACAACCUACGAAAGAUCCCACAACAUGAUCCUCCUCGAUGCCGCCGGCUUGCGUGGACUGCAGCACAAAAGAACAGCGUGUUCCUGAUCGGACCAACAAACCAUGGCGCUGCUGCAAACUCGAAUAAAGACGUUGUCGCGGGGUGGAAAACCCCCACGUCACGUGAAGCCGGGCCCCCAAAGUGUCGUGGGCGUCGUCGCUAGGCCAACCAUGUUGCACCUUCACUUAGCUGGUAAACAUGGCCAGCCAAGCAAGGCAAGUAAACUUUCAAGAAUCUCAAGUCUUCUCACUGUGCCAUUAACUGAAUGCAUGGCAUGUUUGCCGCAUGAGACUACAAACAAGAACAACAUUCCACUGCAAUCAGCCGACACUUGCUCAGGAAUGGCUGGCUUCAACUCCCUCAACCCCCUGACUGUCACAAAGCGGUCAUCCCCUUCAAAAUACUCCAAAAUCGAUACUCGAAUGCCCAGACGGCGAGAACGCGAUCUUGAAAAACAUGAUUACUCUGACGAUUCAGAUGAUGAGUCCGAUUACUCCUCCGAUGCAUCCUCGCCUGUUUCUUCCCGAGAGACAUCUGGCUCCUACUCAUCGAACCGACCAAUGUUACGGAGGAAGUCGUCAGCAGGUUCCCAGAGACCUGCAUACUCAAGAUACAGACUUCCAAACAGGGUUAUGCGGUACUUGUGCUUAGCACUGAUCUCCACGAUUGUUAUUUUCAUGUUAAGCUUAGUUCGAAUGAGUGUUGUGUCCUCGCGGCGAGUAGAAGCUGGAGAUCUUGGGAAACGGCCACCACCCCCACCCGAGCCGUGGAAGUCGUUCAAGUUCCUAUCGAGAUAUUACGGUGGCAUCAGGACCCUGGUACCAUUAUCGGAACGCCAGCCAGAGUAUCCGUCUGCAGCUGAUGAACUGCCUGCCUCGAACGAGACGACCACUAUCCCAAUCCGAGAAAUUCCGUCCAGCAAACCAUUUGACGCAUUCAAGCACCAAGCCUCGGAAUCUUAUUUGAGCGAACAUGCCCCAGUUCAGGAAUGUUUUCUUGAUUUAGAAUCAACCAUUCGCAUUCCCCAACUGCAAUACUAUCAGGGCAGGCCCAGCGGUUUCCCUGAUAAUGUGGUAGGAUCUUAUGAACUGCUUGGCCUGCCGGAGGAUAUUUGUUUCGAACGAUUUGGAAGAUUGGGACCUUACGGCUUCGGAUACUCUUCGAAGUAUGGAGGUACCGAUACAGGUGAACAUGGAGACACGGAAGGAUCAGGUUCGGUCUGGGUAGAUAACUCGGAGCCUGGGCUCAACCAGGUUGACUAUAGAAAGGUUAACUGGGGAGCUGCUCAGAAGAAGUGCUACGAAGCCAAUAUUGCACGAUUCGGGCCACAAUCUCCUCUCGUCGACCUCCCCACAACAUUUUCCGUCCUUGGCCAAGAUACCGACAGGACGGAGAAGCAGGAUGUACACCCAAGAUCAACUUUAGAUGCGAGAGCCAAUACUACGUUGAAUGAAAAGUAUCUGCCUCGUACUGCUGUGGUGGUUCGUGUAUGGGAUGAUUUUGCGUAUCGGGAGGAGGAUAUAAUUAACCUCAGGGCAAUGGUUUCGGAGCUGUCUCUGAGCUCGGGUGGAGAGUACUAUGUCCAUCUUCUUGUUCAAGUCAAGGAUGAAGCAAGACACCCAAUCUGGGCGGAUCCUGAAACAUAUCAGCAACAUUUGGCCGAGUGUGUGCCUGAUGAAUUCCGCGAUAUUGCAACAUUAUGGAGCGAAACGCAGAUGCUCAUGUUAUAUCAGGGCAUCUUCGAUACCUUUACCCGUGGUCUUCCCGUGCAUGGCCCUUAUCGAGGUCUACAAAUGGCAAUGCAGCAUUUUGCCCAAAGGCAUCCCGAGUAUGACUUCUUUUGGCAUUGGGAAAUCGAUAUUCGUUAUACUGGCCACUACUACAACCUGUUCUCACAGGUCGAGUCAUGGGCCAAGAAGCAGCCACGGAAAGGGCUUUGGGAGAGGAGUGGCAGGUUCUACGUUCCCUCGGUCCAUGGAUCUUGGGAGGACUUCAAGCAGAUGGUUCGCGUUCAAACGGAGAUGGGCACAGAGAACGCUGAAGACAUGUGGUCUGGCGUCAAGGGAGCUAAGGUGCAACCGAAAGGCGACAAGCCAAUCUGGGGCCCCGAACGGCCCCAAGACCCCGAGGACUGGUUUGAGGUCGAGCUUGACCCCAAACCUGUGGGUAGCUACGACAGGGAUAAGUAUGCGUGGGGAGUUGGUGAAGACGCUGAUCUUAUAACUUUCAACCCUCUCUUCGACCCCGAAAAAACGACUUGGUUCCUGGCAAACGAUAUCACAGGAUAUAACGCCACCGAUAGACUGCCUCCUCGUCGAGCAGCGAUUGUUACGUCUUCGAGGAUGUCAAAACGACUUCUCAGAACGAUGCACCGCGAGACGGCAUUCAAGAAACAUCAUGCGUUCUCCGAGAUGUGGGCUCCCACAGCUGCAUUGCACCAUGGAUAUAAAGCCGUCUACGCCCCGCAUCCCAUGUUUGUGGACAGAGAAUGGCCCACGCCGUAUCUGGCAGGAGUUUUGAAUUCAGGGAGGAAUGGUGCAACUGGGGGUGCAAGAACAAGUGUGUUUGGCGAGAGGGAGCACAAUCUGUUGGGCAUGACUUGGUAUUAUAAUGCUGGGUUUGCGCCGAAUCUUUGGAAGAGAUGGUUAGGGUUGAAGGUCAACAAUGAGGGUGGUGAAGAAUUUGAAUUGACGGUUGAUGAGGGCAGAAGCGGCAAUGGUGUGAAUGAGAUGAGAGGUGGAGAAGGGAGAAUGUGUCUCCCUCCCAUGCUCUUACAUCCAGUGAAGGAUGUGGAGUUGCCCGUGGAGGGAACAAGGGAAGAGGAAGAUGUACCGGAAAGUGACCCUAGUGCCUGAUUAAUGUAAGAUUUGGACAGCGGCGUUUUGAGCGUUUUGAAGGUAUAGGCGAAGGGUUUUGG